AAACCAUUGGUUUGCAUAAUGCGUGCGUGCUGCUUGAAUGUUCAUUAAGAAUGUUUGAACUCGCAGUAAAUUCUCAAACGGAGUACAAAUUAUGAAUCGAUUUGAACAUCUUACACAACCACGAUCUUUGCUUCAAAGCAACAUUUUGCUCCGAAGGGCUACAAUGAGUGGGUUUUACAAGUUGCAAUCAAGCUAAAUAAUGUUAACUUACAAGUGGAAACACAUGCAUAUUUUCUUUAUAUUUGAAUGGAUUCCCGGCCUUUGUAAGAAUGUCUGAGGUCGCAUUAGAGGAAAUAUCAGUCUUAUCAGCAAUAUACUGCAAUAAGGACGAAUUUACUUUACUUGAGGAGUCAGCUGAAAAGGGAGUAGUAUUCCGGAUCCAGGUUGCAGCAGAAACAGAGACUGGGAAGAAGUGGGUGAGCCUGGUCUUUAACUUACCCCCUGACUACCCCCGCUGCCUGCCAGAUGUGUCCGUCAGCUCGGAGCAGCUCACCAGGCAACAGUGCCGACGCGUGAGGCAGAGCCUGCUGGAGAAAGCAUCGGAGCUCUGCUCGGAGCCCAUGGUGCACGAGCUGCUCCUGUGGUUGCAGCAGAACCUUGCGGACAUUGCCGGCAUUGAGCAGCAGGUGGUGUGCGUGGGUGCCGGCGACGGUGACAAUGCCGUGUCGGCCGCGGGCGGCGAGCUUUGGAUGGCUUUGCUCCUGCUCGAUCACAUGAGGGCCAAAACCAAGUACAAAAAAAUAAUUGAGAAAUGGACCUUGGAGCUGGAACUCACUGGGAGGCUCUUCAUUGGGAAGCUUAUUUUGAUCAUUCUGCAGGGAGCAAAGAGAAGCAUAAAGGAGUACCUUCAUCUUCAGAAGACGGUGAAGGUGGACGUUGACUCAGUGGGAAAAAAGUGCAAAGAAAAGAUGAUGCGUAUUCUUUGUGAGGCCCCGCUCCCCAACAGCUGUAAAGAGCUGACAUCAUUUGAAGUUAAGGAGAUUUCAUCUGUGGAAGAGCUGAAAGGAGAAUUUGAAUUAGUUGGACUGCUAGAGCUCUACCAGGAGUUUGUGUGCUCAUUGAUUUAGUCAUGCUUUCUCCAGGGGACUGGCCCCUCACCAAGAAGGUUUCCACCAGGCUGUCUCUAAACCAGGGCUGCCCAACCCUGUUCCCGAAGAGCUACUGUCCUGUUGGUUUUCACUCCAACCCUGACAAAGCACACCUCAUUCAACAGCUAGAGAUCUUGUUCAGCUGGUAAUCAGUAGAUUCAGGUGUGCCGUUUUUCAAAAAUUAAAGAGAGAUUUCUCAUUGACAAAAAUUCUUCUCCACCCCGGAAUUAAUAUUUUGCAGAUCUUUUUCGGUAAGGCUGUAUGAGAUUUUCACUCUUAAAUUUUGGAAUUAAUGCAAGCGUGUGUCAACUCUGGAACGUUAGAUAGAGAG
This is a messenger RNA of Anguilla anguilla (European eel), 1419 nucleotides long. RefSeq names its product RWD domain containing 3 (gene rwdd3). Bases 270 to 1067 code for a protein of 265 amino acids. Gene Ontology annotation, molecular function: protein binding. Lineage: Eukaryota; Metazoa; Chordata; Actinopteri; Anguilliformes; Anguillidae. The transcript is spliced from 4 exons. Gene Ontology annotation, biological process: positive regulation of protein sumoylation; positive regulation of hypoxia-inducible factor-1alpha signaling pathway. The record is from RefSeq and is a predicted model, not a curated record.